Messenger RNA from Drosophila serrata, 2793 nucleotides. RefSeq lists its product as uncharacterized. The record is from RefSeq and is a predicted model, not a curated record. Gene Ontology annotation, molecular function: calcium ion binding. NCBI's taxonomy places the organism in Eukaryota, Metazoa, Arthropoda, Insecta, Diptera, Drosophilidae.
AUGGUGGCAUCGUCUGGCGACAUUUCGGAAUAUAUUAGAAAAUGCUGCAUAAGUGGACUUCGCAAUGCCCGCACCUCGGCCUCUUGUGCCAGCAUGGAUAUGGCUCCGACGAAUCCCCAACUCUGGCUGGGAUUGUGCCACUCCACCUUCGAGGUGUGCUGCUCCCGGGAAUUGGAUCAUCAGAAUUGUGAGCUUGGUCGAUUGGCCGCCUUGGAUGGAACUCGCUGUGACGGCGGAGGGAAUGUUACAUCCCACAGUGCCUAUGCCACAUGCUGUCGAUCUUGUCAAAUUGGAUUGGCCGUCAAGGCGAGCAAAGUGAACUGCAAGGAUCCUUUAUUCUCCUUUAUAUCCGCCAUCGAAUCAUACCGAGACUGCUGCUACGAAGAUGGUUCUCCCUCAGGCGGUUCGGAAUCUAGUUCAAUAAAAACCAAUGACUCCUCAACAGUGGACCUGGAUCUUGAUGAUAAUGAAAACAAGGUAAUUCCUGAAUCAGAAUCGGAAGCGGACCCAGACGAGGAGGGUACAAUUGUCCUAACUGGCGACGAUGACAUUUGUGGCAAAAUUCCCAAUCUGUGUGCUCACAUCUGCGAGAAUACCUUUGAUGCCUAUCAGUGCAAGUGUCGAGGGUUUAAGCUGGAUUCUAACAAUGUCACCUGUUCAGCUUUACCUGCUGCGGAGGCCAACAACAAAGUGUGUCCCAGUGGCUAUGAUCUAGACGAGCUCGAAAGCAAAUGCAUUGACAUUGACGAGUGCAAGGAGUUAUCUCACGAUUGCAAAAUAUCUCAAUAUUGUCACAAUACAAUCGGUGGAUAUCACUGUUUAAAUGUGAAAGCAAAGGAAUGUCCAGUGGGACAACAUUAUGAUGGUGAAUUGGAUGAGUGUAAAGAGUCAAAAACUACUUACUCUACGGAAACCAGAAAACAACCAUCUUGUGACGAUGGAUUUAAUCAAGGAGGAAGCUGUACGGAUAUAGACGAGUGCGCCAAUAAUGCUACGAAUAAUUGCAAUAACAAUCCCCAUCAGGAGUGCAGGAACACCCUGGGAAGCUACAUCUGCCACUGCAAGAUGGGAUUCAAUCUGGAUGCCACAUCCAAUGAGUGUGUGGACAUUAAUGAAUGCUCGAUUAACAACCACAACUGCCUGCCAACGCAGAGGUGUGACAACACGAUUGGAUCAUAUAUAUGCACGCGCCUUCAAAGUUGCGGCACUGGCUACACGUUAAAUGCGGAGACUGGGAACUGUGAUGAUGACGAUGAGUGUGCUUUGAAAACACACAAUUGCCCAUAUAACUAUGACUGCUACAACACCAAAGGAUCUUUCCGGUGUUACAGGAAAACCACUACGACACGUUAUACCACUACAACAACAUCUACAACUACUACAACAACAGCGAAGCCUUUCUCUUGGGAAACAAGAUAUCGUGCUCCCAACUAUGACACCUCAUCGAGAUCGCAAUUGGAUUGCUCUCCUGGAUUUUACCGGGACAGUUAUGGCGCAUGUGUCGAUAUAAAUGAGUGCCUGAGAAGCAAUCCGUGUGGCAGUCAUCAGCGUUGCAUCAACACCAACGGACACUUUCGCUGCGAGAGCCUGCUCCAGUGUUCUCCAGGAUACAAAUCCACAGCGGAGGGAACGUCCUGUGUUGAUAUCGAUGAGUGUGCCACUGGCGAGCACAAUUGCGGCGAAAGGCAAAUCUGUCGGAAUCGAAACGGUGGCUAUGUCUGUGCCUGUCCUACGGGUCAUGAACUCAAGCGUCUCUCUGCUGGCAGCAACACCUGUGUGGACAUCAACGAGUGUGCCCUGGACCAGCGGGUUUGUCCUUCGAACGCCCAGUGCUUUAAUACCAUUGGAUCCUUCUAUUGCGAGUGCAAAUCGGGCUUCCAGAAGAGACCGGACGAUGAUAAUAACACACAAUGCUUUGAUAUAGACGAGUGUCAAGUCCUCACGGGUCUGUGUCAGCAGAAGUGCAUCAACUUCUGGGGUGGCUACAGGUGUACCUGCAACUCAGGAUACCAAUUGGGAAAUGAUAAUCGCACGUGCAACGAUAUCAACGAGUGUGAAGUUCACAAGGACUACAAGCUGUGCAUGGGAACCUGCAUCAAUACUCCUGGAUCCUAUCAAUGCUCAUGUCCAAGGGGCUAUACACUAUCGGCAGAUGGAAGCACAUGCCGUGACAUCGAUGAGUGCACCACCGAGACUGGUAGUCAUGUUUGCACUGGUCGGAAUGACAUCUGCACCAACACCCGAGGCAGCUACAAGUGUACAACAAUUAAUUGUCCCCAGGGAUAUACUGUUGACCAGGAACAGAAAAAUCGGUGCCGGCAAAAUAGUAACUUUUGCGAUGGAGAAGACUGCUACACGAAGCCCUCGGCUUACACAUACAAUUUCAUAACCUUUGUCUCCAAGCUGAUGAUCCCACCCGAGGGGCGGCCCAUUUUUACCCUCAGAGGCCCAUUGUGGUAUGAUAACAUCGAUUUUGAUCUUAAAAUUGUUCGUAUCCAAACAACCAACAAUAUUCAGAAGGCAACUGAUGCGAACUUUGACACUUUAAAGAACAACAAUCAGGUAAAUGUUCUGCUAAAGCAAUCUCUGGAGGGGCCACAGGACAUUGAGCUGGAACUGAGUAUGACAGUGUUCACCAACGGCAUGCCGCGCGGGAAGAGUGUUGCAAAGCUAUUCCUCUUUGUUUCGCAGCACACAUUUUAGUACCUGAGCGACACAUUAUUUUCGUACAUCAUCUUUGUAUUUAGAAGCAUUAAUAAAUACAGAGACGUUAAAAAAUUUGCAAAGAUUUAA